This is a messenger RNA of Elephantulus edwardii (Cape elephant shrew), 489 nucleotides long. Its product is annotated as sulfiredoxin-1-like. Gene Ontology annotation, biological process: cellular response to oxidative stress. The transcript has 3 exons. Lineage: Eukaryota; Metazoa; Chordata; Mammalia; Macroscelidea; Macroscelididae. The record is from RefSeq and is a predicted model, not a curated record. Gene Ontology annotation, molecular function: sulfiredoxin activity. The coding region runs from base 1 to 489 and encodes 162 amino acids. Gene Ontology annotation, cellular component: cytoplasm.
AUGGAAGGAAACCGUGAAAGAGCCGUGUUCUGUGGUGACAAAGCACCAAACCAGAUCAGCUCCACCUUGAAAGAGGGAAACCUGCAGGGUCUUGUGAUGAUGACACAUCCAUUGUCAAGAAAUCAGGAGAUUUGGGGGCCCGGGGCCGGCGGCGGCGCUCAGGGCGGCAGCAUCCACUCGGGCUGCAUCACCGCGGUGCACAACGUGCCGCUCAAAGUGCUCAUCCGGCCCCUGCCGUCGGUGCUGGACCCGGUCAAGGUGCAGAGCCUGGUGGACACGAUCCGGGAGGACCCCGACAGUGUGCCCCCCAUUGACGUCCUCUGGAUCAAAGGGGCUCAAGGUGGUGACUACUUCUACUCCUUUGGGGGCUGCCACCGCUACGCAGCCUACAGCCAACUGCAGCGAGAGACCAUCCCUGCCAAGCUUGUCCAGUCCACGCUGUCGGACCUGAGGGAGUACCUGGGCGUCUCCACGGCAGACUUAGAAUAG